AUGAGGUCUUCCCAGGAUUUAAACUAGUCUUCUGCUCCCUAUAUAAACCAAUCUCCCCACACCUCUUGAACUCAUACCAUAAUUCUCUAAUUCAUAUCUUCAAUUAAAUUGCUCGCUAGUGAUUAACCAUGGAAUUCUUUCUCACACCUUCCAUAUUAUUCAUCGCUCUUAUUAUUGCCUUUCUUGCUUAUUUUCUUGUCUUUGCAUUUAAGCGUCAGUUUGGUGGUGCCAAAAACCUCCCUCCAGGGAGUAUGGGAUGGCCAAUCAUGGGUGAAACAAUUGAGUUCUUGUUUGGCAAGCCGGAAAACUUUGUCUUCAAAAGGAUGAAGAAAUACUCUCCUGACAUCUUCAAGACCAAGAUUCUUGGGGAGAAAACUGCUGUCAUAUGCGGUCCUAAUGGACAUAAAUUUCUCUUCUCCAACGAGCAGAAGCUUUUUACUGUGUUUCGUCCUCAUUCCAUGCAGAAGCUCUUUCGUUCCUACCAAGCUAAAGCUCCUGCCCCAAGCGAAAAUGAGGCUAAAAUUCUCCGAUCACCGGCAUUCUUGAAGCCGGAGGCCUUGGUGAGAUACUUGGGGAAAAUGGACUCCAUCACACAGCAACAAAUGCAAAGCUAUUGGGAGGGAAAAGACACUGUCAAGGUCUCUCCUCUUGCUAAGACAUUAACUUUGUCCCUGGCUUGUCGCUUCUUCUUGGGCACUGAUGAUCCUGAGAGGAUUGCAAGGCUUGUGAGCAACUUUGAUGACAUAACUGUAGGGAUGCAUUCUUUCACUUUGAAUUUCCCUGGAACCAUCUUCUACAGAGCCAAAAAAGCUGCGGCUGCAAUCCGCAAGGAGUUGACCUCAGUAGUUAAGGAGAAAAGAGAUGCCAUAUCCACAUCAGGAGCACCUAUGCAAGACAUACUUUCGCAUAUGAUCGUCGCCACUGAUCCUUCCGGCACACACAUGCCGGAGGCCGAGAUUUCAGACAAGAUGAUGGGUUUACUAACUGCAGGAUAUAGCACCGUCGCUACUGCGAUUACUUUCUUCAUGAAAUAUGUUGGCAAGAGACCUGAUAUAUACAAAAAGAUUCUUGAUGAGCAAAUGGAUGUGGCCUCUGCAAAGAAGGAUGGGGAGCUGUUGCAAUGGGAAGAUAUACAGAAGAUGAAGUACUCAUGGAAUGUGGUGUAUGAAGUGAUGAGACUUACACCUCCACUUCAAGGAACUUUCAGAGAGGCUAUAACUGACUUUACAUAUGCAGGCUAUACCAUUCCAAAGGGGUGGAAGAUAUAUUGGACAGUGAGCACAACAAACAAGAAUCCAGAAUACUUCCCAAAUCCUGAAAUAUUUGAUCCAUCAAGAUAUAAUGAUGAAAAGGCAAUUCCACCAUACACAUUUGUACCCUUUGGAGGAGGACCUAGGACGUGCCCUGGAAAAGAGUAUGCUAGAUUAGCAAUUCUAACAUUUAUCCACAAUGUGAUGAAAAGGUUCAAAUGGGAGUUGGAAUUUCCAAAUGAAAAAAUUUUUGGAGACAUGAUGCCAACCCCUGAAAAAGGUCUUCCUGUUCGCCUUCGAGCACUCUAGAGUGGAAAAGUCAUUACCCAUAAGAAAAAGCACAUGGGUUUCAACUUUAUUCUCCUUCAAGUCAAGUCCGCUCCCAAUAUGCAUUAGUUGACGGAUAUGCUCAAAGAAACCUUAUUUUCAGGCAUUUAAUUAUGUAAUACUGUAGUGCUUGUAAUAAUUGAAAGUUUGAUAUUGUCUUUCUGUAACUUUUCUUUAUAUGUCAUAAAAUAAAUAUAUAGUGGCCUUUUGGUAA
Hevea brasiliensis (rubber tree) is the source of this 1791-nucleotide messenger RNA. Its product is annotated as beta-amyrin 28-monooxygenase. The record is from RefSeq and is a predicted model, not a curated record. The transcript has 3 exons. Gene Ontology annotation, biological process: sterol metabolic process. Gene Ontology annotation, molecular function: monooxygenase activity; oxidoreductase activity, acting on paired donors, with incorporation or reduction of molecular oxygen; iron ion binding. NCBI's taxonomy places the organism in Eukaryota, Viridiplantae, Streptophyta, Magnoliopsida, Malpighiales, Euphorbiaceae. The coding region runs from base 129 to 1559 and encodes 476 amino acids.